Rhipicephalus microplus (southern cattle tick) is the source of this 2835-nucleotide messenger RNA. It is a transcript of the gene botv, whose product is annotated as exostosin like glycosyltransferase 3. Gene Ontology annotation, cellular component: membrane. NCBI's taxonomy places the organism in Eukaryota, Metazoa, Arthropoda, Arachnida, Ixodida, Ixodidae. The record is from RefSeq and is a predicted model, not a curated record. Gene Ontology annotation, molecular function: glycosyltransferase activity.
GUGUAGAUGCGGUGCGAUUCUUAUCGGGAACCGAUGUCGUUCGAAACGCUUUUCGCGAGUUCUUCCUCGCCCCGAAAAAUUCAGGGUAUCGCACCGAAGACCUGAGGAAUGGCCCAUCACGGACGCUGGCUACAAAAAUGUCUCAAUUACAAACCUAUGCGGGCGUGGUUUGUCGGAGUCGGCACGACAAGAUUCAUACUGCUUGCUCUUUUCGCCUUGAUCAUCAUGUCGCUAUUUAUGCAUUACUACAUUUCAAAGUUUGCGGGCACAGUGGAUUCGGCGACAGACCUGCAGAGGCGCAUCCAACUUGACGACAUUCAUGUCUUAGAGGACCUAAAGCUGAGAAUAGAAGAAUUCCUUCGGAUCAAAUUGUCCGUCAGCAGCGAGCUUCGAGACCUGGAAAAGAAGCGACAAAGACUGCAGGCCGAAAUUUUCACGUUGACCCAGAGUGUCGAAGAAUCAAAACGUGGCUACACGAAAAACCGUCUUGAACUGGACCGCAUCAAGCUUUCCCUAAAACAGGCAGCCUAUGCUCGAGAGGAGCUGGAGAACCGAAACAUACCUCUUCUCCGACCGCCUCUGAAGCUUCUAACGGGUGAAGAUGCGCGGCAACUGUACCUGCCAAGACCAGCACCACCAGAGUGCCGGAUGCAUUCGUGCUUUGACUACUCACGCUGCUCCCUCACUUCCGGCUUUCCUGUUUAUUUUUAUCCCACUGACGACUCAGUCCCGGAGUUAAAUGUGCGUGCGUCUCUCGCCCAGAUACUGGACACUAAUGUUCACACCACGUUUGAUCCAAGCACAGCAUGCGUCCACGUAGUAAUCCUCGGUGGUCACUUGCCAUCGUGGUCAGUGGCGAGUUACCUUCGCCAGCUGACUCAUUGGAAUGGAAGUGGGCGCAAUCAUAUCAUAAUCAACCUAAGUGGAACCACGAUUCUCACCGAAAAACACGUGCAGCAAGCCAUCAUCGCGCAAUCAUCUGCGGAGGCCGUGGCUUUCAGGCGGAAAUUCGACAUCACAUUGACGCCGGCUCCUUCGGGCAAGGAACUGGCCCAACCGUGGGAAUCGGCACCAGUGAUAUUGCCUGCACGACGGCGGUACCUUUUGAGCUUUCAGGGAAGGCUUGCACAGGACGCCAACAUUACCAUUGAGGCCCGUGCGAAUGAAAUGAUUGUGAACAUUCUUGGUAAAAUGUCUCGGGGCUUUGACAAUGAGUUGAACUUCAGUUUCAGUUGCUUGGCGGCUGAAAAUGUGUCUUCUGCGCCAAAUGACUGGCUCCUGUGCGGUGACCCCUCUAGUCGCGCCCAGCUUCUGCGAGAGUCAACAUUUUCGAUUGUCUUCGCACCUCCAGCUGGCUUUGUGUCGACAGCCACGUUCCUAGUGCGCAUCCGCGAAAGCAUGCAAAACGGGGCCAUCCCUGUUAUUCUAGGUGGUGACGCCGUAGAGCUUCCAUUCUCCGAGUUUGUCGACUGGUCACGCGCAGCACUUCUGCUGCCACUGGCUCGGGUGACCGAGGUCCACUUUAUCCUGCGCACCUACCUGGAUGCUGACAUAGUGGAGCUGCGUCGUCGUGGCCGUCUUCUCUGGGAGAGCUACCUGUCGACGACGUCCCGCAUGAUCAACGCUGUGCUUUCCCUCGUCCGCACGCGACUGGGGAUACCUGCUCCGCCCGCACAUGAGGAGCCGUCGCCGAGUGUGUUCAAUGCCACUUUUCGCCCAGUCACCAUUGAAGCUGCACCCAACACAGAGAUGGACGAGAUGCUAGGCCCCAUUGAGCCACCAUUUCCUUCAUUGACGUACCAGAGGAACUUCAGCGUCACCCUGAAUGAUCAGGCAAAGGUGUGGAAUGAAGAUUUCGACCCACACACUAUGUACCCAUACAGGGUUCAAGAGCCUAUACUCCCUUCCGAGGCAAAGUUCAUGGGCUCUAGUUUUGGCUUCAGGCCAGUUGCUCAAGGUGCCGGUGGCUCUGGAAAGGAGUUUGGUGAAGUUCUCGGUGGAAAUGUUCCCAGGGAGCAAUUCACAGUGGUGAUGCUAACAUAUGAGCGAGAGGCGGUGCUGAUCGACUCGCUUCAGCGGCUGCACAGCCUUCCGCACCUGAACAAGGUCAUCGUCGUGUGGAACAGCUUGAAGCCGCCAUCUCCUGAUCUGCGAUGGCCUGACAUUGGUGUUCCCAUUGAGGUGGUGCGUGCAAAAAAGAACAGCCUCAACAAUCGCUUCCUACCCUUCUCAGCUAUCGAGACAGAAGCGGUGCUCUCGGUCGAUGACGACACGCAUCUCCGCCACGAUGAAAUAGUGUUCGGAUUCAGGGUUUGGCGUGAAGCUCGGGACCGCAUUGUGGGCUUUCCCGGCCGCUACCAUGCAUGGGACAUCAACCACAAGUCGUGGUACUACAACAGCAAUUACUCCUGUGAACUGUCCAUGGUGCUGAUGGGGGCUGCUUUCUUUCACAAAUACUACUCGUACGUGUACACCUACGUGAUGCCCCAAGCCAUCCGUGACAAGGUGGACGAGUACAUGAACUGCGAGGACAUAGCAAUGAACUUCCUAGUCUCCCACAUCACCCGGAAACCACCCCUCAAGGUUACAACACGAUGGACGUUCCGGUGUCCUGGUUGCACAGUGUCGCUGUCGGCCGACGACUCCCACUUCCACGAGCGAGACACCUGCCUCAACUUUUUCGUCAAGGUGUACGGCUACAUGCCUCUGCUGUACACCCAGUUCCGGCUUGACUCCAUUCUCUUCAAGACUCGCAUACCGCACGACAGGCAAAAGUGUUUCAAGUUCAUCUGAGCAUUUCUCAUCAGUCAUCCACGCACAUGUAUCUUCAUCACA